AUGAGCACACCGCAACCAGGACCGCCGCAAGGCUUUCCUCCUUCACACCAGCAACAGCAACAGCAUCCACCAGGCCCGCCAGGUCUACCAGGACCUCCAGACAUGAUGGGCGGCGGACCUCCACCUCCUGGCCCUCCUGGUGUUCCACAGCUUCCUCCUCAGAUGUUCACGACUGCCGCUCAGUUACUGGACUUGACUGACAAGAAACUCAUGGUCGCAUUACGAGAUGGCAGAAAAUUGCUAGGUGUUCUGAGGAGUUGGGAUCAAUUCGGCAAUCUGGUUCUACAGAAUACGGUUGAAAGGCUGUUCGUGCAGAAUCUGUAUGCUGAUGUGGAGAGGGGUCUGUUCCUGGUGAGAGGCGAGAAUGUUAGUUUGCUUGGGGAGAUAGAUCUAGAUAAAGACGACUACAUCCCCUCGCCUUUCAAGCAGGCACCUGUCGAGCAGGUCUUCGCGUUGAAGAAAGCUGAAGAGGCCGAGCGCAAAGUGCAUGACAAGAGCCGGUCACGAAGACUUGCAGCCGAAGGAUUUGAAGGCGAGCAUAAUGGGGAGGCGAUCAUAUGA
Molecule: messenger RNA, 561 nt
Organism: Recurvomyces mirabilis
Lineage: Eukaryota; Fungi; Ascomycota; Dothideomycetes; Mycosphaerellales; Teratosphaeriaceae
Exons: 2
Coding region: 1-561 (186 amino acids)
Biological process (GO): deadenylation-dependent decapping of nuclear-transcribed mRNA
Cellular component (GO): P-body; Lsm1-7-Pat1 complex
Molecular function (GO): RNA cap binding
Source: RefSeq, a predicted model, not a curated record